Molecule: messenger RNA, 1149 nt
Organism: Aspergillus glaucus CBS 516.65
Lineage: Eukaryota; Fungi; Ascomycota; Eurotiomycetes; Eurotiales; Aspergillaceae
Product: glutamine amidotransferase subunit DUG3
Exons: 4
Coding region: 1-1149 (382 amino acids)
Source: RefSeq, a predicted model, not a curated record
AUGUGCAGAUUCCUAAUAUACAAAGGCCGAAAUGACAUCCGUCUCAGCAAGCUGAUCACAGAACCGAGUCAUUCAAUCCUCACACAGUCCUACGACUCGCGACUGAGAUUGGACAACCGCCGUCCGGUAAACGGCGAUGGCUUCGGGGUCGGCUUCUACACGGACCCCGAAUUAGGCCGCGACCCCUGCAUCUUCACCUCAACCCUCCCGGCAUGGAAUUGCGAGAACCUCGAACGACUCGCCUCGAAGACCUGCUCGAGCCUGAUAUUCGCGCACGUCCGCGCAACCACCGAAGGCACGCUCUCCGAUAACAACUGCCACCCGUUCCAGCACCAGACCUUGAUGUGGAUGCACAACGGCAGCAUUGGCGGAUGGAAGUACGUUAAACGGACACUGGCCGACUCGCUAGCGGAUAAGUGGUAUUUGGGUGUCAAUGGUGGGACGGAUAGUGAAUGGGCCUUUGCGCUGUUCCUUGAUCUAUUGGAGAAGGAGGGCGUGGAUCCUAGUUCGGAUCCGGGGCCGGAGGGUUUUGGCCAGGCGCUUUUGCGGAAAGUGAUGAUGAAGACGAUUGCGAAGAUUAAUGAGUUUAUUGCGGAGAUUCCUAAGAAGCAUAAUGUUUCUGGGGUCGAGACGCGGAGUUUGCUCAACUUCGCGGUGACGGAUGGUCAUACCGUUGUUUGCACACGGUAUAUCAGCAGCAAGACGGAUGAGCCUGCGAGCUUGUACUUCUCCUCCGGUACUAAGUGGAAGGAGGGCAAGGAUAAGGGACACUUCAAGAUGGAGCGUCAUGAUAAAGGCGCGGAUAUCGUCCUUGUGGCCAGUGAGCCCAUUACAUUCGAGAGACACAACUGGGUCUCCGUCCCCACAAACUCCGUCAUCACAAUCCACAAACAAACCGUCCUCCUCCACCCCAUCCUGGACGAAUACUACGGCGAAGACAUAACCCAAGACCGCUCAUCCUGCUACGCCGUAUCCAAGGGCCUGGUCAGCACCGCACCAGGAACAACCGUACAACCAGGCGCAGAUGAACCUCGCAGCGUGGAGCCUACGAGUGACGGGCCGAGACUCGAUGAUGUUAACCGGGGGUUGUCGCAUUUGCAGCUUGCGGGUCAGACUGGGGUUGCGACACAGUGUGCGGUGUCGCAUUGA